AAAAAGAAAAACCAAAUUUCUUUUGUGCUCCUUUUUCCUGCCAGAAAAAAAUCUUCCAUUUCUCUGGCUUUCCUUUGCUUCUCCUUUCUUCAAACUGGCCACAGAGACACGAACACACAGAGAGAGAAUGGCAAUGGCGUCGUGGAGCUCAGCAAUUUAUUCAGAGAGACAGGUGAUGCUCCAAGUCCAAGUUUUCUGUAGAAAGAAAGAUAGAAACAGAGACAACUUCCACCCCUAUAAAGUUAUCGAAAUUACGCCUCCCCCCAGGAACCUUGGCAUUCGUUGCUUCCCCUCCAACUUGCAAUGUGGAGAGAGUGUCACAAUAGAAGGCCAAGCUUAUACCAUUUCUGCUGUAACUCAUCGGUACCAGCUUCGCAAGGGCAAGUAUGAACCAAGCGAGAAGAGGCUUGAUGUUUUGUCCACAGGGAGAUACAUCUUGAACUUAUAUUUAGAGAGUUUACUAGAACAAUCUUGAUGUCUACUUUCUGAAUUAAGUUCCAUUCACAUUUAAAAUGUAGGCUUCGUAUCACCUGACUACUGUACAGGGACCAACCAUAAUAUAUAUUUAAUAUAUUUAAUUAAUAUAUAUUUAAUA
Molecule: messenger RNA, 595 nt
Organism: Juglans regia (Persian walnut)
Lineage: Eukaryota; Viridiplantae; Streptophyta; Magnoliopsida; Fagales; Juglandaceae
Exons: 3
Coding region: 128-475 (115 amino acids)
Source: RefSeq, a predicted model, not a curated record